Molecule: messenger RNA, 1023 nt
Organism: Pichia membranifaciens NRRL Y-2026
Lineage: Eukaryota; Fungi; Ascomycota; Pichiomycetes; Pichiales; Pichiaceae
Exons: 1
Coding region: 1-1023 (340 amino acids)
Biological process (GO): cytoskeleton-dependent cytokinesis
Cellular component (GO): septin ring; cell division site; septin complex
Molecular function (GO): GTP binding; molecular adaptor activity; GTPase activity
Source: RefSeq, a predicted model, not a curated record
AUGUCACAAACACACGGAGAAGCUGCACCAGCAGGAGUAGUUGGAACGGUGAACGAGGCACCUGUCUCCCACCCCAACAACUAUGUCGGUUUUGACACCAUCACAACGCAGAUAGAGAACAGGCUUGUGAAGAGAGGAUUCACGUUCAACAUCAUGAUGGUCGGGUACUCUGGGUUGGGGAAAUCGACGUUGAUCAACACCCUUUUCAGCUCGCACAUGGUUGACUCUAACGGUAGAGACACAAUCAACGAACCCAUCGACAAGACGACCGAGAUCAAGGUGACCACGCACUCGCUAUUGGAGAACAACGUGAGAUUGAACUUGAACAUCAUUGACACCCCCGGGUUUGGCGACCAGCUGAACAAUGAUAAGUCGUGGGAGGCCGUUUUGAAGUACAUCAAAGACCAGCAAAACCAGUACUUGAGAAGAGAAUUGAACGCAUCGAGGGAGAUGUUCAUAAAAGACUCCAGAGUCCAUUGUGUCUUGUACUUCAUCCAGCCUAACGGCUAUGGCUUGAAGGCGUUGGACAUCCAGGUGUUGAAGAGAUUGACCGAGGUCGCCAACGUGGUCCCAAUCAUCGCCAAGGCCGACACCCUCACAUUGGAUGAAAGGACUAGAUUCAAGAGACUCCUACAGGAACAGUUCAAGUUCUACAACUUGAAAAUGUAUCCGUACGAAAACGACUACGAGGACGAGCUGACCGAGGAAGAGGUCCAGUUCAACAACGACAUCAGAUCCCUGCUACCCUUUGCAGUUAUUGGUUCUGAAAACAUAAUCACCACCCCGAAUGGUGAAACCAUUAGAGGCAGAAGAACCAAGUGGGGCAUGAUCAACGUCGAGGACGUUACCCAAUGCGAGUUUGUCUACUUGAGAGAUUUCUUGACCAGAACCCAUUUGUUCGACUUGAUCGAAACCACGAGUCUGGUCCACUACGAAUCUUUCAGAACCAGACAAUUGACAUUCUUGAGAGAAAACGCCUCUGCCAGAAAUUCACAGAUGCCGCAAGUUCAACAGAAUCACUGA